ACAUGAUCUCGCUCUCGAGCAUCAGCUGCACGCCCUCUGAUUAGUCUCAUUCAUUAGUUCAAUUGCUGUUCUCCAUCUCUCAAGUUUCAAGACGUUCUUGAGAAAAUUGUAGCAAGAUACAGUAUCGUCUAGAACUUGAUCUCAAUCCUUCUAGACGCCAUCAACCAUGAUGACCCGAGCCAAACUUCCUUGAAGCUCAAGAGCGCUCACCAUGUGCCACACUCAAGCAUCAUCAUGCAUAAUUACCGCAGCAGAAUCUUGGAAGUGAAUAUUGGCAUCACAUGACGGGGUACUGAGUGUUCCGCCAAAUAAUAGCAGGACACUAGAUCUCAACCACACUCAGAUUGCUAGCAAACAUAACACAGAAGUUUCAACUUUCGGCCGCUGCAGUCCGGUUUUCAGCGUCGCCCUGCGUGACCCAUAGUCUCGACUGUCGUGAUGGCGUCCUCCCCGGUCACGAUAAAUUCAAUCGAUCCCUUAAUCGCUACUACCAUGCGAGUAUUGCGCAAAGUCUCUACAGCUGAAGACCUCAUUACUGCAUGGCCACUGCUCAAGGAGAAGAGUCUCUCUUCUCCGCCUACAUUGACAGAUCACGAGCGACGGCUGUACUUCGAUCUCCCUGAUAAAAAUAUGGAAGAUUUAAAUAUCAGUGAAGCAACAAGCCUCUCGCGCUCACAACUUAUCGAGAAAGCACUUUCCCAUCAAGACCAACUCACAACAAAAGAGGCAGUACUAUUACUCUCCCGAUUCUGGACCCCCAUUACAUACGAAGAGAAUACACCAGUUUUUAAUGCGCUACUUACGACAAGUGAAGAAGCGCAAAUAGAAUUCUACGAGGGUCGAAAUAUUCCUCUGGCUUCUGAUGAGAAUAAGGCAUUCAGCAUUGGCAGCUACGAAUUCCAUCGCCGCGAGAAACAUGCAGCUGACGAGAAGGUACAGGAUGCUGCUGACAUAGCAUUUCCUAAUGCUCUGGAAUGGAUCCAACAAUUAUAUCGAGAGGGCAAAGGGCGCUGGGGCUUCGUUUGCCUAUGGGAUGCGGCUUGGAAAGAUUCAGAUCCAGAAUGGCUGGAAGACGCCAUGGAGACCUUGGGGGCAGUUUUGGAAGAUGCAUGCAGGUACAAUGGGACACAGGAUCUCAUAGCUAGGAGAUGGGAUUUACUUCACUUCUACGCACCCGAUACUUCUGCAUCCACCGGAGGCGCUGCUCAGGACCACGGCACUAUCCUGCGCGGCGCUUUUCAAGAUCUCUUACGCGACCCUCAAGAAUACCAGAACGCUCACGGCCUUCUACCCUGGGAUUGGUCACCAUUCACCGAUCAGAUUCCUGAGUCUGGUAUUCUCACCAACACUUUCCUCAUGAUUGAUGCCAAGUGUAUUGAAUUUCUCCGACCUGAUGAAGCUUCUGCGCCCUACGAUGAUAUGCACAUCCUUGCUUUCGAAGCCGACUAUCCUAUCACAAGUCGCAAAUACAUUGAUGGUUAUGAAGGAUUCUCCUGGAUUCGACUUGAUCAACUGGCUUAUAACUUCUAUGAGUUGAGACUAAAGGCUGACAAGAUUGGCAUGGACCAAAUCUGGAAGGCAGCACAGAUUAGUCGUAACCAAGCAUUCGUUAGCAUGAAGCCCGAGGAAGCCUUGACUUGGACGGGCUCUUCCUCAAUGACGGGAUUCACUCCAGAUAGCGUCAUAGGGAAGAGAUGGUAUGAAAUCAGAGAUAAAACUCGUGGCACGGAAGUACCGGGUGCAAACUCUACAUCAGACGUCGCAUGAGGAGCUUUCAUCUUCACCUACCUGGCCCAAGGUAAUGUUGAUGGGGUUUCUAAAAAGUCACACUCAGAUUUUGAGAGAGAACUUGUGAAAAGACGUCGAUAGACUAGUGUCAAGAAAGGAUCGAUUGCACUCCAAAGAGAUCAUACAUAAGCUAGUUACAGAAAUCACCGAAUAGUACGAUCAAUCAUGUUC
Messenger RNA from Cadophora gregata, 1959 nucleotides. RefSeq lists its product as uncharacterized. The record is from RefSeq and is a predicted model, not a curated record. The transcript has 4 exons. Bases 439 to 1767 code for a protein of 442 amino acids. Lineage: Eukaryota; Fungi; Ascomycota; Leotiomycetes; Helotiales; Ploettnerulaceae.